Messenger RNA from Aquila chrysaetos chrysaetos, 5860 nucleotides. RefSeq names its product zinc finger protein 423 (gene ZNF423). The transcript is spliced from 9 exons. The record is from RefSeq and is a predicted model, not a curated record. Gene Ontology annotation, biological process: regulation of transcription by RNA polymerase II. Lineage: Eukaryota; Metazoa; Chordata; Aves; Accipitriformes; Accipitridae. Bases 1287 to 5255 code for a protein of 1322 amino acids. Gene Ontology annotation, cellular component: chromosome; nucleus. Gene Ontology annotation, molecular function: chromatin insulator sequence binding; DNA-binding transcription factor activity, RNA polymerase II-specific; RNA polymerase II transcription regulatory region sequence-specific DNA binding.
CGUCCAUGGCUCGGUGCUGUUGGCUCUCUCUCCGUCUGAUCGGCGCAGGCUGCGCGGGGCUCCCUACGGGAUCAGAGCGCUCCCCCGCCGGGACUCCACUCCUCACAUCCUCCUGCUGGGACUCAGCUACAUUUCCAGCCAAGCCUGGCUUUAUUAUGUGUGUCUGCACUGCAGCCCCAGCAGCAAGAUCAGGAGGAGGAAAAGGAGCCAGGACAAAGAAAAGAGAGGGAGGCUGGCGAGAGCUAAAGAAAAUAAAAACCCAGGGCAGCAGCGGCAGCAGCGGCAGCAAUGAAGGCAGGAGCGGUGCCACCUUCCAGCGAAUAACCCAUGGAGGCAGCUAGCGGCCCCGGCAUCGAUGCAAAGAAGCACUUACCUUGUUCCGCGAAGUGCGUGCGUGCAGGGGAAGGCGGCGGCGAGCGCGGCCGGCCGCGGGGAGCCCACCCGCCCGCCCGCCCAGCUCCGCGCCGCGCACGGCCGGCCGCGCCGCGCCGGGGACACCGGCCGGCCGCCCCUCGGUCCCCGCGGCCAGCAUAAAAAAGGACUCGUCGCCCUCCCCGGCCAGCGGCGGGGGCGAGGAAGGGAGAGGCGGCUGGGGGCGAGCGGGCAGAGAGGGAGGGAGGGGGCCGAGCGCGGCCGGGGGAGGAUUUAGGAACAUCGCAACAAGGUCGCACCCCCGGAGCGCCCCGGAUUGCCGGGGCCGGUGCUCGUCGUGGGUUUAGACACUUAAUUCUCCCCGCGCGCCCUCCCCCACCCCAAGCCCAGGGACCCCGCGCAGGGCUCUGCUUUUUUUUUUUUUUUUUCCUUUUUUUUUUUUUUUUUAAUUAUUAUUCCGAAAGUGCGAGCCGGACUGAGAGCCGCAGGGCGCCUGCAAACUUUAAAGAGAACAAAAAGGCGGGUGGGGGCGCGGGCCGGGCUCGCUUUGCGUCGGUAUUUGCACAUCCAAGGGGGGGGGGGGGGGGAAGGAAGGGGGAAAAAAAAAAAAAAGGAAAAAAAAAUUGCAACUGUUGCGCCUGUGAUUUUAUUUUUUUUUUAAUUUUUUUUUUUCCCCGGGGGGAAGGUGCCCGAGGGGGUGGAAAGAGGAGUUGAACUUGCCGCAUUGCAACAGGCAAAAGAAGUGAGAAAAAUCAAAUAAUCGAUCCCGCUGCUGCUGCUGCCGCUUCGCCUCGCAAAGUUUGGAGGCGGGGGGGGGGGGGGAGAAGAGAGAGAGAGAAAGCAGGGAGAGGAAGGGAAGGCAGGGACGGGAGGAAGACGAGGAGGAGGAGGAGGACGAGCCACGGCGCCCGGACAUGUCCAGGAGGAAGCAAGCCAAGCCCCGCUCGGUGAAAGUUGAAGAGGGUGAAUCUUCAGAUUUUGCUUUGACCUGGGACUCAUCAGUGACUCAAUCAGGUGGCCUGGGAGGAGAGCUGGAGAGUGAAGCGAAGGACAGCCGGGCCCUGGAAGAGAGGAACAGUGUGACGAGCCAGGAAGAGAGAAAUGAGGAAGAUGAAGACAUGGAGGAUGAGUCAAUUUACACCUGCGAUAACUGUCAGCAGGACUUCGAUUCACUGGCAGACCUGACUGAACACAGGGCACACAACUGUCCUGGAGGUUGUCUGUUUCAAACAGCAGCAGAGCUAUAUAUGGAUAUUGCCAGCUUGGAAGCAGCUGAUUUUUCUAAACUACUGUACGAUGGUGAUGACGACCCACAACUCUCCUGGGUGGCUUCAUCUCCCUCCAGCAAAGAUGUUGCAUCACCCACUCAGAUGAUAGGAGAUGGGUGUGAUCUCGGCAUCGGGGAGGAGGAAGGGGGGACUGGCCUGCCGUAUCCCUGUCAGUUUUGUGAUAAGUCCUUCAUUCGCCUGAGCUACCUUAAAAGGCACGAGCAGAUCCACAGUGACAAACUACCUUUCAAAUGCACCUACUGUAGCCGGCUUUUUAAGCACAAGAGAAGUAGGGAUCGCCACAUAAAGCUUCACACAGGGGAUAAAAAGUACCAUUGCCAUGAAUGCGAGGCUGCGUUCUCUCGCAGCGAUCACCUCAAAAUUCACCUGAAAACCCACAGCUCCAGCAAACCCUUCAAGUGUACUGUGUGUAAACGUGGGUUUUCAUCUACCAGCUCAUUGCAGAGUCACAUGCAAGCUCAUAAAAAGAACAAGGAACAUAUGGCAAAGACUGAGAAAGAGGUGAAGAAGGAUGAUUUUAUGUGUGAUUACUGUGAAGAGACAUUCAGUCAGACUGAAGAUUUGGAGAAGCACGUAAUGACACGCCACCCACAGCUUUCCGAGAAGGCAGAUUUGCAGUGUAUUCAUUGCCCUGAAGUAUUUGCAGACGAAAACUCGCUGCUCUCACACAUUCAUCAAGCCCAUGCCAACAAAAAACACAAGUGCCCUAUGUGCCCUGAGCAGUUUUCUUCAGUGGAGGAAGUCUAUUGCCACUUGGACAGCCACAGACAACCUGACUCCAGCAAUCACAGCAUCAGCCCUGACCCAGUCUUGGGGAGCGUGGCGUCCAUGAGCAGUGCAACGCCCGACUCCAGCGCAUCGGUGGAAAGAGGUUCCACCCCAGAUUCAACCUUAAAGCCUUUGAGAGGACAAAAGAAAAUCAGGUCUGUGGACAGAGAGGAAGGCCAGAACUGGUCUAAAGUUACUUACAGCUGCCCAUACUGCUCGAAGCGUGACUUCAACAGCCUUGCUGUUCUGGAGAUCCACCUGAAGACCAUUCAUGCGGACAAACCUCAGCAAAGCCACACGUGCCAGAUCUGCCUUGAUUCCAUGCCUACACUGUACAACUUGAAUGAACACGUGAGAAAGGUGCACAAAAACCAUGCCUAUCCCAUGAUGCAGUUUAGCAACAUUUCUGCCUUUCACUGUAACUACUGCCCGGAGAUGUUUGCAGAUAUCAAUAGCUUACAAGAACACAUCCGUAUUACUCACUGUGGCCCAAACGCUACCCCUCAAGAUGGCAACAACGCCUUCUUCUGUAACCAGUGCUCCAUGGGCUUUCUGACUGAAGCAACCUUGACUGAGCAUAUUCAGCAGACUCACUGCAAUGUAGGAAAUUCAAAAUUGGAUUCCCCUGUCAUUCAGCCAACACAGUCUUUUAUGGAAGUUUAUUCAUGCCCUUAUUGCACAAACUCCCCCAUUUUUGGCUCCAUCCUGAAGCUUACAAAGCAUAUUAAAGAAAACCACAAGAACAUUCCUCUGGCACACAAUAAGAAGUCAAAAGCAGAGCAGAGUCCAGUUUCUUCUGAUGUUGAAGUCUCUUCCCCUAAAAGGCAACGGCUUUCUGCUAGUGUAAACUCAGUGUCUAAUGGUGAAUACCCAUGUAAUCAGUGUGAUCUAAAGUUCUCAAAUUUUGAAAGUUUUCAAACCCAUUUAAAGUUGCAUUUGGAGUUGCUGUUAAGGAAACAGUCUUGCCCUCAGUGUAAAGAAGACUUUGACUCCCAGGAGUCUCUUCUGCAACAUCUCACCGUACAUUACAUGACAACUUCAACUCAUUAUGUAUGUGAGAGCUGCGACAAACAGUUUUCUUCAGUGGAUGAUUUGCAGAAGCAUUUGUUGGAUAUGCAUACUUUUGUGUUGUAUCACUGCACCCUUUGCCAAGAAGUUUUUGAUUCCAAGGUAUCUAUCCAAGUGCAUCUGGCAGUCAAGCAUAGCAAUGAAAAGAAGAUGUAUCGUUGCACAGCCUGUAACUGGGAUUUUAGGAAGGAGGUGGAUCUCCAGAUCCACGUGAAGCAUAGUCACUUGGGGAAUCCGUCAAAGUCUCACAAAUGCAUCUUCUGUGGUGAGACCUUUAGCACAGAGGUAGAACUGCAGUGCCACAUCACAACCCACAGCAAAAAAUACAACUGCAAGUUUUGUAGCAAAGCUUUUCAUGCCAUCAUCUUGCUUGAAAAGCACUUGCGGGAAAAACAUUGUGUUUUUGAUGCUAGCGCUGAGAAUGGUACAGCUAAUGGCAUGACCCCAACAAAUAAGAAGACAGAAGGAGCAGAUAUCCAGAACAUGUUAUUGAAGAAUCCAGAUACUUCCAACAGUCAUGAAGCCAGUGAGGAUGAUGUAGAUGCUUCUGAGCCCAUGUAUGGCUGUGACAUUUGUGGGGCUGCCUACACUAUGGAGGUCCUCUUGCAGAACCAUCGUUUGAGAGAUCAUAACAUCAGGCCUGGGGAGGAUGACUGUUCUAGGAAGAAAGCAGAAUUCAUCAAAGGUAGCCACAAGUGUAAUAUCUGCUCAAGGACCUUUUUCUCAGAAAAUGGCCUGAGAGAGCACAUGCAGACCCAUCGAGGCCCAGCUAAGCACUACAUGUGCCCCAUCUGUGGGGAACGCUUCCCAUCACUCCUGACCCUGACGGAGCACAAAGUCACUCACAGCAAGAGUUUGGAUACAGGGACGUGUCGGAUCUGCAAAAUGCCGCUGCAGAGCGAGGAGGAGUUUAUCGAGCACUGCCAGAUGCAUCCAGAUCUCAGAAACUCCCUCACCGGGUUUCGCUGUGUUGUCUGUAUGCAGACGGUCACCUCUACCCUUGAGUUGAAAAUUCAUGGGACGUUCCAUAUGCAGAAAUUGGCAGGAAACUCCGCAACCUCGUCGCCCAAUGGCCAGGCCUUGCAAAAACUCUACAAGUGUGCGUUGUGCUUGAAGGAGUUCCGGAAUAAGCAGGACUUGGUAAAGUUGGAUGUGAAUGGCCUUCCCUAUGGCCUGUGUGCUGGAUGCAUGACCAGGAGCACCAAUGGACAGUCUUCGGGCUUGACUCCACAGGAGGUGAACGAGAGACCGUGUGGCAGUCUGAGGUGUCCAGAGUGUAGUGUCAAAUUUGAAAGUGCUGAAGACCUAGAGAGCCACAUUCAGGUAGACCACCGAGACCUGACGCCUGAGACUAGUGGCCAAAGGAAAGGUACCCAGACAUCCCCUGUUCCCAGAAAAAAGACCUAUCAGUGCAUCAAGUGCCAGAUGACCUUUGAGAAUGAGAGAGAGAUACAAAUCCAUGUCGCUAACCAUAUGAUUGAGGAAGGCAUCAAUCAUGAGUGCAAGCUGUGUAACCAGAUGUUUGACUCUCCGGCAAAGCUCCUGUGUCACCUGAUUGAGCACAGCUUUGAGGGGAUGGGAGGCACAUUCAAAUGCCCUGUUUGUUUCACAGUUUUUGUACAGGCAAACAAACUGCAGCAGCACAUCUUUGCAGUCCACGGGCAGGAAGAUAAAAUUUAUGACUGUUCCCAGUGCCCACAGAAGUUCUUCUUUCAAACAGAGCUUCAGAACCACACAUUGAGCCAGCACGCACAGUGAGCCACUGGCACUACAGGACACCUCUCUGCAGAAGACUUGACGGUGGCACAGUGGGGAGGACCAUUUGAACAUUACAUCCAAUCAAAGUGUCAUUUGCAACCCAGAUGUAAAACUCUAAUGAUUUGGCCAUGAGGCGCUGCUAUUAUAAGCAGCUGGAAAUGAAUAUUAAUGGAAGAGAUUAAAAGUAUUCCAUGCUCAGUAUUUUUUAUUGUCCUGCUUCAGCUAGUGUACUUUAGAGCUUCUGCUUCUGACUGAAUUUAUAGUGUUAGAUAAAUCUGCUUUGAUGCUGUUGCCCUUUGUUGCUUCUUGUAUUAUAUUGAUAGUUAAAGAUUAGGUGUGAUUUUUUUCUUUUUUGUUAACUGCUUUUUAAUUGCAAUUUUAGGUAACUGUGCAUUGUGAUGUGAUUGCUUGGCUAUUGUCUGAAUAUUUCUUUUUAAUUUUUUAAUUAAAGACUAAUGCUUUGAUUGGAUUUGCCAGUUCACCGGACAGUGAUUAAAACUAUGUAAUGAAUAUAAUCGGUUUCAGUGCAACUGGAUGGUCUGCUUUAUAAAUGUGACUUAAUCUGAUUGCAAUAACUAGUACAGUUCAAUAAAGGGAAUACAUGA